UGAUUUCAACAACGGAAUCUGCGUUGCUUAAUCACAGCUGAUCAAACUCUACUUCUCCACUCUACACGUGCUUAUUAUUUUAUCAUUUCUCCACAUUACUUUUUAUAACUUGUGCAAUGCUAUAUGUUGUUUUCUCAACAACCUACCACAUACAACGAUAAUUGUUAUAAAGUUUUUAUAUAUAGACGAUACUUGGUAUUUAUUGUAUAAGGCUAUCGAGAAAAGUGUGGGUGCUUUAUGUCUAUCAUAUACGAAGCAACAAGUUUGAUUGGGAGUUAUUUACGUCAAAAGUGGCAUGGCAUGAAUGCCAUUGUCAUACAUAAACUGGUGGAGUAAACUUGUACAAAAUUAGAAACAAAUCCAUUAAAAUUGUUGUUGCAUUGUUAUGCAAGCGACCGGAGUACUCCCAGAAAUAAAUAGCGCUGCCGGUAUUAAGAACUAAGUCCAUGGAGCUCUUCUAAACUAAAGCAACGAAAGUUAAAAGAACAACAAAAGAUUGUCACAUGUCGGCAACAAAAGUUAGAGCAACAACAAAAUUUAAUCCCUAAAAAUAAAUUUAAAAAUGUUAGGUCGUAUUUUAAUAAAUAUUAAGCAUCGAUCAAAUGCGACAUUACGCUCAUGGUCAUACCAAUGCGAAUCAAUUGUGGCGCAACGUUCACGUCGAAUCCAACAGCUUUUUACCUUUUACCACCGUGUUUAUGGUUCAAACGGUCUACAACGAUUGCUUCGAUCUUAUCACAAGCAAUUUGAACCGCCUUUACGAGGUAUAAUGUUGAGCGCUGUAGGAGCUGUUGGCUUAAAUAUCACUACAGCAAUUGAAGCGGCAGCAUUCAAUUGGGAGAAAGAGCGCUUGAGCCUAAAAAAUUUUGACCUUUGUCGGAGAGAUCUUGAAUUUUUAAAUCAGUUGCCAAAUAACGAGUUAUGUCCUUUAUGCCGGGAUAAGCAGAUGAAAUACUGUUAUUGCUCAGUAGGAAAUAAGAAGUGUAAAUCUUCUAAAAAUGGACAAGAAAGUAUGCGUAACUGCCGAAUACCACUGAAUUUAAAAAGGGACUCUGUACCUAUAGGAAAUAAAUUAAUAGAAACCGUUAGUGAACAAUUAUGGGAACCAUAUUUUAGCAAGGAUGAAUUCUCUGUUUGGAGGCGCGAGGAAAGAUCGACGAUGUACUCCUAUAAGGUGUACGCUCGCUUUGAUGAUAUUUCCGCCGAAGAGCUUCUCCAUGUACAGACUGACUUAGAAUAUCGUCGACUGUGGGAUGAAACUGCUAUACAGUUGAAAAUGAUAGAAGAAGAUCCACGGCCUAAUAGCAAUUCACAUGUUAUCUAUUGGGAAAUGCAAUGGCCGAAACUUUUUUCCAAUCGCGAUUACGUCUACUGUCGUCGUUUUGUUAAAGACGAAAAACUCAAUGUAAUGAUGGUUUGUAGUCGUGGUACGGAACAUCCGAAAUAUCCGCUCUAUUCGAACAAAGUUAGAGUUAACGACUAUUGGAGUUUGAUGGUCAUCAAACCAUAUGAAUCUUUCAAUGAGCCCGGUGUGCAUUACAUACUUACUUAUUUCGAUGAUCCAGGUCUACCAAUCCCACAAAAUAUUAAAUCAUGGGUAACUCAAAAACAAAUGCCUGAAUUUUUACGUAAAAUGUAUCUUGCAACGAAGCAGUACUCAUACAAACGGUCACUCGAAAUGCAACACAUUUUUAGUAUAUCAAACUUUCAUUUACAAAGUAGCGAAUACUUGGCGAACGAAUCCAGGACGAGCUGGUUUAGAAAAAUAUUACGCACCCGUGAACCAGGAAAGGAAAAAUAAGGUUAUAUCUAUAUACCCACAAUAGUGCUUUUUGUUAAGAAAAAA
Messenger RNA from Bactrocera oleae (olive fruit fly), 1846 nucleotides. RefSeq names its product stAR-related lipid transfer protein 7, mitochondrial. Gene Ontology annotation, molecular function: lipid binding. Lineage: Eukaryota; Metazoa; Arthropoda; Insecta; Diptera; Tephritidae. The record is from RefSeq and is a predicted model, not a curated record.